AUGUCGUCUAACAACACCUCGGCCAGUGUCUCCAUCGAUAAGUUCGAUGGGGACAACUACUCAACCUGGUGUCGCUACAUGCGCGGUGUGUUUCUGACGAAGUCAGUCUGGUACGUCGUGAACCGCGAAACGUCUCCAACCUUCACCGACACGCGAGCUUCCGACGAGUACGUCAAGGCGAGCAACAUCGCGUUCGGGUUGAUGUUGCUCCACAUGGACGCCGACUACCACCAUGUGGUCGACAACUGUGAAGAAGCAUGGACAGCGUGGUCACGGUUGAAGAUGCUCUAUGGUGGGUCGCAGAAGGCGGGACGCAUCUACCUCAAGCGCCAGCUGUUCAGCAUCAAGAUGGCGGAAGGUGCCAACGUCUUGCACCAUUGCAACGAAGUCUUGAACAUCGGCGCCAAGCUCAGCAGCAUCGGUGCCAAGAUGGAAGACGAAGACAUUGCGAUCUGCUUGCUGCUCAGUCUCCCGAAGAGUUUCGAGAACGUGGUUCUGAACUUGGAGAUGAGCAAUGCAGAGCUGCGCACGCAAGAUGUGGUCAAGGUGCUGACUAACGAGCACAUCAAGCGACAAGGCGAGAAGAUGACAACGGCAACGACAACGGUGAAGACUGAAGAUGCGACAAAGGCAUUCAGUACCGAGCGCAAGCCCUACCAAUGCACAUACUGCGGCAAGGUGGGGCACACGGCAGAGCGUUGCUGGACGAAGCAAAAGGAUGAAAGUCGAGGAGCCCAACGCGGCGGCAAUGGUCGUGGACGCGGGGCAAACAAUGUCCAGUGGCGACAUUAUGAUGAAGGCAACAGCUACGAUCGAGUGGCGUUUGCAGUUUCGUUCGAAUGCGGAGUUUCGACGAACAAGAAUGGACCAGGAAUGUGGGCCGUUGACAGCGGGGCAACACAUCACAUCUGCCACGACAAGUUCAAGUUUGCAAGCUUGGUCGAAGGCAAUGAUGGCGAUAUCCUGGUGGCUGAUGGCAACAAGGCGACCAUCAAAGGUGUGGGGACCAUCGUGGAAAAGGUGAUUCUGCCAAACGGGGAAGAGCGCGAGAUCGAGAUCAAGAACGCGCUCUAUGUGCCCAGCAUGAGCAAAAAUCUGCUCUCGGUGCCGCAGAUUAACAAGCACGGCAACUUCCAAGUGGUGUUUGACGGGGAUACGAUGUACGUCGCUCGCAAGGAUUCCAAUCAAGUGGUGGCAGCUGCGGAUCUUGUAGACGGACUCUACUGGCUUCGCACGACGCAGCGAUCGGCCAAUGCGACAUUUAACAGUCAGCGGCUGUGCAGAAGACACUCUUCAUGCUGCGUCAAUUGUUGA
Peronospora matthiolae is the source of this 1314-nucleotide messenger RNA. NCBI's taxonomy places the organism in Eukaryota, Oomycota, Peronosporomycetes, Peronosporales, Peronosporaceae. The record is from the annotation of a GenBank genome assembly.